UAAUUCUAAUCAUAAAUCUUCAUAAAACCCAGAGUUCACAUUAACAUGAAAUCGACCUUUCGUAACGUUCUUAUAGUCCUUUCAAACUCCUUAAACCCUAAUUGUAAUCAUAAAUCUUCCAUUUCUCUUCUUCAAUUUCGACGAAUCGCUGCCACUAGGGAUUCAGCUUCUCUCUCACCUCCUUCGUGUUUUAGAAACGCGUGCGUUCGGUUGAUGUGCUCAAAUUCUUCAUCCUCUACGGUGGCAGACAUUGGAGCUUAUACAUCCUACUAUUCUUCCAUGGAGAACCAAUUUGAGGAUUUCCGUCGUCGCCUUGAAGAAUCUGGAAGCUUACGGGAGCGCAUUCGAGCGGUUUCGUUGGAGAUGGAGUCCGUGACCCGGCUCAUGCAAUCGAGCCUCCUUCUUGUUCAUCAAUCUCGGCCUGUCCCAGAGGUCUUAGAGAAGGCAAAGGUUCAGAUUGAUGUUCUGAAAGGACUCUUCCAUCGGCUUGCUGAAAUCCUCCAGGAAUGCCCUGGGCAGUAUUAUAGAUAUCAUGGUGAUUGGAGGAGCGAGACACAAACGGUGGUCUCAUUGCUUGCAUUUAUGCACUGGCUAGAAACAGGAAAUCUUCUCAUGCAUAAAGAAGCUGAAGAGAAACUUGGAUUGGAUUGUACCGAGUUUGGUCUUGAUAUUGAAGAUUAUCUCAUUGGAAUAUGUUUCAUGUCAAAUGAAUUGCCUCGUUAUGUGGUGAACCGAGUGACAGCCGGGGACUAUGAUUGCCCAAGAGAAGUGUUGAAGUUCUUAACAGAUCUCCAUGCUGCUUUCCGGAUGCUUAAUCUCCGAAAUGAUUUCUUACGCAAGAAGUUUGAUGGUAUGAAGUACGACCUAAGAAGAGUUGAAGAAGUUUAUUAUGAUGUUAAGAUCCGAGGCUUGAUAACUAGUGGGGACUCCUCAGGAGACCAAGGAAUGCAGACAUAGGUUCCAAGCCGGAAUUCAGUCUACUACUUGCAUCUCUCUAUGUUCUAUCUACCUUGACAAACAACAUAAACUUUUUCUUCACAAUACCAUGGAAUUUUUUU
Telopea speciosissima is the source of this 1058-nucleotide messenger RNA. Its product is annotated as translin. The coding region runs from base 46 to 957 and encodes 303 amino acids. NCBI's taxonomy places the organism in Eukaryota, Viridiplantae, Streptophyta, Magnoliopsida, Proteales, Proteaceae. Gene Ontology annotation, cellular component: nucleus; cytoplasm. The record is from RefSeq and is a predicted model, not a curated record. The transcript has 7 exons. Gene Ontology annotation, molecular function: RNA binding; sequence-specific DNA binding; single-stranded DNA binding. Gene Ontology annotation, biological process: RNA metabolic process.